AUGAGACGUGUAGUUAGAAUAGCUUAAUCUGUAAUAAAAAAUCGAAUGUUCAAAUCUCUUUAAUAAAAAAUUGUUUAUCAUUUUGAUGAUAAUUACAAUAAAUUUUUCAAAGAGAAAGAAGAGAAUUUGGUAUUUUUUUAGAUGACAUUAAGAUCCAUCCUACUUAUACUUCAAAACACUUUAAAGUUUCAUCGUAUUCAAUUGUUUAAUACUUGGAGGAUAAAAAGAUGGAACAUAAAAUAUAGGGAAAGUAUGCUUAAGUAAGAUAUUGUCCAUUUUGUCCAAAAAAUAAUAUAGAGAAUCCAUCAAAUUAGUUUGUUAUGGGAAUAAACUUAGAAAAGUAAUAAUAAUAAAAAUGUUCAUAAUAGUGGAUCAUAUAAUUGUUUUAGAGCUAGUUGUUAGGCAAAAGGGUCAUGGUUUGAUUUCAAGAACUUUAUGAAUGGGACCUUGAAUAAUUUAUAGUAAUAAAAUCAGCAGAAUUAAUAGAAGCCAAUAUAGAAACUGAAUAUAUUUGAAUAUCACAAAUAUUAUGAGAGAUUAAAAUUAUAGGAGCCAAAAAUAGUUUAUGAGUAUUUGAUAGGAGAUGAUUGGGAAAAUGUAAAAUAUGUUUAUUAUUCACUAGUCAGAAUUAAAGAGGAAUUAGGGAUGAUGUGUUAAAAUAAUAUUUGAUUGGAAUUGAUAUAACUGAAAUAUAUGAUCAUUAAUAAGGAUCUUAUAUAAAGGCUCCUUUGAUUUAUUUUCCAAUGUUUAGAUACAGAAAUUAGCAUGAAAAGAAUAGAUUAAUGUAGAAAGCAUUGCGAUAAAAAAAAGAUGAAGUUUUAAGUGAAUAAAUUGUGAGUGAAGAUACUAAAUAGAAUAUUAGAUAACAACUAGAUAAUUAAUUUGAUAAUUUUUAAUAUGAAUUGGUAAGUUGUAAAGUUAGAGCAGCAGGGAAGGACUUAAAACAUAUUUAAAAGAUUGAACCAAUGAAUGCUGCUAAAGGAAUAUUUGGAUUGCAUUUGCUUAAAUAAGAUUCUACUCAAGUUAUAUUAACAGAAGGAGAAUUUGAUGCUAUGGCUGCUUAUUAAAUGACUAAUAUUCCUGCUAUAUCAUUACCAUAUGGAAUUAAUCAUAUUCCUGCAUAUCUUAUAGAAUGGUAUUAGAUAGUAUUAUUAAAUUAGGUUAGACUAAUUUGAGAAAUUGAAUGAUAUUAUCAUAUGGGUAGAUGAUGAUAAUCCAGGUAGAAUCAAUUCUUAAAAGAUUGCUCGUAAACUUGGUAAUGCAAGAACUAGAGUAGUUUAACCUUCUUUAAUUGAUUCUCAUGAUUAUCCUAAAGAUGCUAAUGAUUGUUUAAGAUACUAUUCAGAUAAAGUUAUGACUUAUAUUGAUCAAUCCAAAUGUUUACUAAAAAAGAAUAUCACUUAAUUUACUGAUUUUAAAUAAUUAACUAAAAAUAGAAUUUUAAACUUUGAAUUAUCUAAAGGAACUUAAUCUAAGACAUUCUCAACCUAUAACAAUACUACUAAAGGAUUGAGAACUGGUGGUAUAUUUUAAUUAUUAAAUUAGAAUUCACUAUUCUAACUGGACCUACUGGUAGUGGUAAAACAACAUUUUUAUCUCAGCUAUCUUUAGAUUUUUGUAAGGAAGGAAUUACUACACUUUGGGGUAGUUUUGAAAUUAAAACUGAUAGAUUGGCUGAGCAUUAAUUAUUAUAAGCAUAUAAAACAGAUUUAAUUAAAUAAAAAGAAUUUAUUGAUAUUGCUAUUCAAAAAUUUGAAAAUGAAAUACCAAUUGUAUUAUAGUCUAUUUAUAUAUUAGUAUUAUAUGAAUUUUUAUGGUUCAACUGAUUUAGACUAAAUUAUUGACACAAUUGAAUAUGCAAUAUAUGAGUAUAAUGUUACUCAUGUUUGUUUAGAUAAUUUGCAAUUUAUGAUGGGAACAUAAGUUGGAGGAAAUAGAAAAUUUGAUUUUUAAGAUGAAAUUAUAGAGAAAUUUAGAAAAUUAACUACUAAUAAUGAUAUUCAUCUAACUUUGGUCAUUCAUCCUAGAAAAGUCGAUGAAAAUGAAGAUCUAACUAUUGCAUCUAUUUUUGGUUCAGCAAAAGCCACUUAAGAAGCUGAUAAUGUCUUUAUAAUCUAAAACAGACCUAGAUAUAGAGUAUUUGAAAUUAAGAAAAAUAGAUAUGAUGGAGAAGUAGGUAGAGUUGGAUUAGGUUUUGAUUCUAACGUUAAAUCAUUCUUUGAACUUACAUCUUCUGAAAUUAAAGAGUUGAAUGAAGAAAAAACUUCAAUCUUAGAUAUUAUUAAUAAAAGAAAGUAAGAAGGUAGGCAUUUUAAAUAAGAAAUCACUAUUAAUGAUAAAAAUGGAAAUAAUAAUGGUGGAAAUAAUGAGGGUGGAUCCCCAAAUAAAGGAGGAAAUCAUAAUCCUAAUAAUCAUAAGGUUCCUUUAAAAGAUGCUUCAAAAGUUGCAAAACUAUUAGAAAACUUCGAUAUUAUAAAUCAAAAUAUUAUUAAAGAUUAAUGUGAUGACGAAGAAGAUCAAAUUACUUAAUUAGAAAAAUUAACAGAGUAAUAUGGAAAUCAAUAAAUUGCCUAAAUGAUUAAAAAUGAAAAACCUGUAAAAUAUGCUUUAGAUGAUAUUAAAGAAAUUGAAGAAAUUAACAAGUUUGAUACAACAAAUCAAUAAAAAGAUAUAGCUGUUGAUCAUAUACGAAAACUCGAUUAAAAGAGUGCUACUAAUUUUGAUGGUUAACUAAACCAAAGUACAAUCAUCAGGGAAUGUGAAAAAUGUAUUGAGCCUUCUAAGGAUUAUCUAGAAAUUUGGAAAUUCGACUAAGAUAGUGAUUAUGGAUUCCAAUCCAAAAUUGGAUAAUAUGAAUUUAAAUAAGAAGUAGAGUCUCUAUAAGUUAAUAAUUAAAUUCAAUCUAAUAGUGAUGAAUUUGCAUUGUUAAAUACAGAUCCAGAAUUAGAUUAAAUGUCAUAAAGUAAUGAGUUCUAACCUGUUGAUGAUCAAAUAGAACUUUCUAAUUAAUAUACUAACUAAAAAAACAAAUCUAAAAGGGUUUCUUUUGUUCACAUAGGAUCUAAAAAGCCAUCUAAAUCUUAAUUAGAUUAAUGA
Molecule: messenger RNA, 3096 nt
Organism: Paramecium sonneborni
Lineage: Eukaryota; Ciliophora; Oligohymenophorea; Peniculida; Parameciidae
Source: the annotation of a GenBank genome assembly